GUUGGUUCUCACAAGGUGCGUUUUGCACGAGGCACUGAAGCCUCGGCGCCUGCAUUUGACAAGCACAUGCGCCAAAUGAAGCGCAACUACGGCCAGUUUGCAAUAGUGAAUUUGUUGGGCUCCUCCAUGUUGGGCAGCAAGCAAGGAGAAGCCACUCUGUCGGAGAUGUUCAAGAGCCACCACCGAUCUAGUGGACACCACAAGGAGGCGCCACAUUUGUUGUUUGACUACCACGCCGAGUGUCGGAGCGGGAAUCUCAAAAACUUGUCCAAGUUGAAGGAACGAUUGGCCAAGUGCUUGGCGUUGUAUUCGUUUUUUUACGCGAAAGACGGGAGGAUUUUGCUGGAGCAGAAGGGCGUUGUGAGGACGAACUGUUUGGACUGUUUGGAUAGGACCAAUUGCGUGCAGACCUUUUUGGCCAUGGAGACGUUGCCCGGGCUGCUGCAGUGCUUGGGACUCGGGGAAAAGCCGCAAAUUGCGUCGAGAUUUCAAGAAGUGUUUGGGCAGAUGUGGGUCACGAUGGGGAACGAGAUUAGCCGGAUUUAUGCCGGAACCGGGGCCAUUCAGGGCGGAAACAUGCUCGUUGAUGGGGCGAGAUCAGCCGCAAGAACUAUUCAAAAUAACCUCUUGGAUUUUAGCAAGCAAGAAGCGAUUGAGAUUCUCAUAGUCGGCAGUCAUUUGGAUCCUGAUUUGAGAGAAAGGGCUCGUCUUCUGCUGCCAAAACCAGUUCUAUAUGGUCAAACGGAAUUGAUUCAAGCCAUGGUACGCCGGCAGUACGAGUGCAGCCGCCACGUGGACCUCCGCCUCGCCGUCGGCACAUACAACGUGAACGGCGGCAAACACUUUCGCAGUAUCGUCUACAAAGACCGCUCCCUGUCCGACUGGGUCGUGGACGCCCCGAAAAACGACCCUCGCUGCGGCGUCGACCUGUGUUCCGAAUCCCCGCCCGACAUCUACGUUCUCGGCUUUGAAGAAAUCGUGGAUCUGAACGCCUCCAACAUCGUGGGGGCGAGUACUGAGAAUGCCAAGGCCUGGGAGAAGGAGUUGUGCAAGACGAUCGGACGAGAUGAGGCGUACAUUUUGCUCACGUCUGUUCAGUUGGUUGGCGUGUGUUUGUUUGUGUUUAUUCGACCGCACUUGGCCGAGGUUGUGAAGGACGUUGCGACGGAUUUGGUGAAGACGGGGUUGCGGGGGGCGACGGGGAACAAAGGCGGGGUCGCAGUCAGGCUGAGUGUGUACAACACGUCGUUCGCGUUCAUUUGCGCGCAUUUUGCUGCCGGCCAAUCUCAGGUUGGGGACAGAAACGCAGAUUAUCAAGAAAUCUCGCGGAAAAUCCUGUUCCCCGGCGGAAGAACGCUCAUGUCGCACGACUACGUUGUUUGGUGCGGGGAUUUCAACUACCGCAUCGAUCUGCCCAGAGAUCAGGUCAAAGACCUGGCCAAGAAACGAGACUAUGCAGCCCUGGUCGAGGCGGACCAGUUGCGGAACCAAAAGGCCGAGGGCCACAUAUUCAACAAGUUUAGCGAAGGAGACAUCGAUUUUGCUCCGACUUACAAGUAUGACCUGUUUUCGGAUGACUACGAUACUAGCGACAAGGCGAGAAUCCCGGCAUACACUGACCGCGUUUUGUGGAGACGGAGGCAAAUGACUGAAGGGUGCCCCAACAAUCGGGUGACCAAACCACAGUUUGGUGGGCUGGGGAUUGGCAAGGCCAAGAACUGCCCUGGCUGGCAGUUGGACCAACCGGCGUUUGAUGACCAGCGGGUGCGCAACUGUGAAUUGAUUGACUGGCAGCUGACCGGACACAAAUUUAUUCAUACCCAAGGCUUUAGUAAUCCAACUUGCUUGUGA
Messenger RNA from Notodromas monacha, 1851 nucleotides. Lineage: Eukaryota; Metazoa; Arthropoda; Ostracoda; Podocopida; Cyprididae. The record is from the annotation of a GenBank genome assembly.